Messenger RNA from Mus pahari (shrew mouse), 990 nucleotides. It is a transcript of the gene Cfap107, whose product is annotated as chromosome 6 C1orf158 homolog. The record is from RefSeq and is a predicted model, not a curated record. Lineage: Eukaryota; Metazoa; Chordata; Mammalia; Rodentia; Muridae. The transcript is spliced from 4 exons. The coding region runs from base 170 to 760 and encodes 196 amino acids.
ACUCUCCCCCAAGGAAUGUGAGCUCUCCGGCUUUGUUUUGAAUUUCCUAAGUUUGACAGUGUCACCUACUACCUAUUCAUGAAGGGUAGAUGAGGAGAUGAAUAAUCUAACAGCCUCCUAACACCUCUCGCCCCUGAGUCUGCCAAGGCCGAGGGACGCAGGACAGAUCAUGGCCAUGCUUUCGACCUCAGCGGUUCCUGAGGCAUUUUCUACUCCAGGCUGGCAGAUUGAAAAGAAGUAUUCAACGAAAGUGCUCCUUGGAAACUGGGUAGAAGAAAGAGGGAAGUUCACCAAAGCCACUGACCACACUCCCCAGUGCAUUUACAGGAAGGAGUAUGUUCCCAUGCCAGACCACAGACCAGACUUCGUUUCCAGGUGGUAUUCAAAAAGUAAAAUGGAGGGCCUCCCGUACAAGCACCUGGUCACCCAUCACCACGAACCCUCGCAUCGCUACCUGAUCAGCACCUAUGACGACCACUACAACCGGCACAAUUAUAACCCAGGCUUGCCAGCCCUGCGUACCUGGAAUGGACAGAAAUUGCUGUGGCUGCCAGAGAAGUCUGACUUUCCCCUUGUUGCACCUCCCACAAACUAUGGACUAUUAGAGCAACUGCAGCAAAAGUGGCUUGCUUCCAAGACUAGCCUGAAAGAGAGCAUUUACACUACAUCCUACCCCAGGCUGCCGGUGUGCGCUAUGUCCAGGAGGGAGCAUGCCAUCCCAGUGCCUCCCCCUCGACUGCAACCCAUCCCACGAUUCUGAGAACUACCCCUCCACUUGCAGUCUGGCCAGAGCCAGCAGAAAACCCACAGCCUCUCUGGACUUGACAGACAGAAAACAUCUGCAAAUGUACCCCAAGAAUUAAUUAUGGACCAUUGUUUUGGGUGGGGCGUGGGAACCUCUUGGAAUCAUGAUUUGUAUUUUACGGUACCUUCUCUCUAAACUCACAGAUUGUUUUUGUUUCCACCCCACAAUUAAAGUUUUUUUACAUG